AUGAACGGUCAUCCGGCCGUGAGCCUGGCACGUCCUCUGGUGCCAAGAGUUAAGGAAAUCGGAGGUAUUCAUAUUCCGAUAUCGGGCCCGAAACCACUGCUCGUAGAUCUCCAGGAUUACCUGAACUCUCAGAGCAGAAGCGGCGUUAUUUACUUUAGUCUGGGAUCGCAAAUAGACACGUCCACUAUACCGAGCCAGGUGUUUGCCGCCCUUUACCGGGCAUUCGAGCAAGUACCGCAGCAAAUACUGUGGACGUGCGCCAAAGAGAGAAUGCCUCCGCUGCCGAGAAACGUUAAGUGCAUCGGGUGGGCGCCACUGCUCUCCGUAUUGUGUGCGUAUAGCUUUUUUGUUUCACGGGAUUAA
Solenopsis invicta (red fire ant) is the source of this 363-nucleotide messenger RNA. Its product is annotated as UDP-glucosyltransferase 2. Lineage: Eukaryota; Metazoa; Arthropoda; Insecta; Hymenoptera; Formicidae. Gene Ontology annotation, molecular function: UDP-glycosyltransferase activity. The coding region runs from base 1 to 363 and encodes 120 amino acids. The record is from RefSeq and is a predicted model, not a curated record. The transcript has a single exon.